This is a messenger RNA of Dioscorea cayenensis subsp. rotundata (Guinea yam), 990 nucleotides long. RefSeq lists its product as uncharacterized. The record is from RefSeq and is a predicted model, not a curated record. The coding region runs from base 1 to 990 and encodes 329 amino acids. The transcript is spliced from 4 exons. Lineage: Eukaryota; Viridiplantae; Streptophyta; Magnoliopsida; Dioscoreales; Dioscoreaceae.
AUGACUGAAGAUCCUGCAGAAAAUGAACUUGAGCUUCUGCAUUCGGAGGAGGACAUGCAAGAUGAUAUCGAGAAUAUUACGAUUGUUGAUCCAACAGAUGAGUGGACCCAAUUUAGAGUUGACAUGGCUACAAAUAUUAUGGAUUCGGAUUCACAAGUAGGCCGUAGAGUACAAAGCAAACACUAUUGGACAACAGAUGAGGAUAAGGCACUUAUUGAUGCCUUAAUAGAGCUAUCAACAAAUCCAAUGUGGCGGGCGGAGAAUGGAUUUCGCAAUGGCUACCUCGUUCAAUUAGAAAGAAUGAUAAAAGAAAAACUUCCACAAAGCAUGAUAAAAGCUUCACCUAAUAUCGAGUCUAGGGUGAAGCUUUUAAGGAAACAAACUACUGCAAUAAGUGAUAUCUUACAAAUUAGUGGGUUCGUUUGGAACUAUGAAAGGUGCACUAUUGAGUGUGAGAAAAGCGCAUAUGAUGAAUAUGUUAAGAACCAUAAAGAAGCAGCUGGUCUUUAUGGGAAGUGUUUUUCAUUUUUCAAUGAUCUUGCUCCAGUGUUCACAAAAGAUAGAGCACAGGGAACUGCAAGGGGUGACAUUGGAGAUGAUGCAGAACAAUAUGCUCAGGAAAAUAUUAGUUUGGAUGAGGACAUGGGUUUCUCUCAGUUACCAACUGAUGAGUUUUCCACGCCUAUGCAAGAACCUGCAUCACAGCAAUCACCUGUGGCUUCAGAAGUUGGACCGGGAUUUAGGUCGAUGGCCGAUGUAGCUGCUAAAAAGGAUGCUAAUCGUGAAGAGCAUGAAGAAAGGAGGAAAUUUCUACGUCAAAUACUUCCAUUGGUUGAAGGUCUCUCUAUUCAUGAAGUGAUGUUUAUCUUGCAGGUUUUGCCAAAACAUGAAGAUGAACUCAAAACAUUUGUUGAGUUACCGGGCAGCAUGAAACUACCAUUUUGUCAUGUACUUCUAGCAAGAUUGGGAUAUAUACCACCUAAUCUAUGA